CGAGAGGGAGGGGAAUCGGGAGCUGGGCCGGGCGCGCAGCUGCAGGGUGCAGUCCCACCGCACAGCGCGUCCCGGUCUCGCCGCUGCCAGCCCCGUCCCGGCGGGCGCCGCGCUGCGGGAAGCCUCGCUCAGGAAGGCACCGGCUGCCUCCCGCCGGCCUCGCUUCUCGCUUGUCUCUCCCCGGCGCUUUUCUCCGCCGGCCGUCCCGGUUUUCUGCACCGAUCCUGCCUGGCUGCCGGAGGGAUGCUGGGAGCGGGGCUGGCGCUGGCGCUCUGCGCCCUGCAGCUCUGCCCGGCCGCGCUCGGCGGGUCGCACCCGCAGCUGCUGGUGGAGCGGAGCGGCUCCCGGAGGCUGAGCAAGGUUGGUGGCUUUUCCUGGGAGAACUGCGGUGAUGGGAGUGACCCCGUGGUGCUGCAGAGCCUCUCCGUGGCACCCGACCCCAUCACCAUCCCGGGGAGCCUGCGUGUCAGCGCGGCCGUCAGCGGCAGCAAGGCCAUGGUCUCCCCUCUGAAGGCAGUGCUGGUAGUGGAGAAGGCACUGGGUGACCUCUGGAUCCAGCUGCCCUGCAUUGACCAGUUGGGCAGCUGCACCUACAAUGAUGUCUGCACCAUCCUUGACAACCUCAUCCCGCCCGGCACGACCUGCCCGGAGCCCCUGCUCACCUAUGGCAUCCCCUGCCACUGCCCCUUCAAAGCGGGCUCCUACUCCCUGCCAGCCAGCGACUUCAUCCUGCCCGAUGUGGAGCUGCCUUCCUGGAUGACCAACGGCAACUACCGUGUCCAGGCAGCCGUCAGCAAUGGCGGGGAGGAGCUCGCCUGCGUCAAGCUGGCUUUCUCCCUACAGUCCCAGUGAGGGGCAGGGGACUGUCCCUCCUCUCCCCACCGCCUUGGUCCCCAUCCCAUGCAGCUGUACCCCCAUCCCAACCUGUCCCCGCGAGGUGUAUCGGUCCCGCUGCCUGGAGGAGGCAGCCCCUGUACCCCUGCUUGGUACCCACACCCCACACCCCCACUCUCUGCUACACACAGAAAAGCCCCUCUGGCUGUCCUGAUGUCCCCAACCCCUUGACCGGAGUGUCCCCUGCCCCAGACAGGGUGACUUUGGAGCCUAACCCCAGGCUUUCAGCGCGACCUGGGGAUAGUUAUUUUUUACCCAGUUUCUCUUUUUUUUUUUUUUUUUCUUAAUCCCAUCAGGGUAAUUUUAGACAAAAACAUUCCAGGGAAAAGCAAUAUUUCUUGGAGCAGUCCAUGGGGAAGAGGCAGUGUUUGGGAGGGCUGGGGGCAGGCUGGAGGGAUGCCGAGUUAGCUGUGGAGGGUGUCCCCACUUGCCUCCACCACCUCUGGUCAGAUCAUGGGGCUAUUUUGCAGAAGUGUCCCCAAAGUGGCCACAGGAGACCUGUCCCCCCAUGGCAGCUCUGUGUCUGCCUUUAGUGCAUCCCUUCCUGUGCGUGGGACCAGCUUGGCGACAGGAGGCACCUGCGAGGGCACCUCCCCGUGCCCUUCCUGUGACAAACGUCACAGGUACAACAGGACUGAGACCGCCCAAACCCCCAAUGGACAUUCCCACUCACAAGGGACCAAGCGGCUGAUGCUGCUCCCAGCAGCAGGAGAGGUGGCCGGACACCGGCUGUGCUCAGUCUGGGGGGACACACGGCUGUGACGGGCAGCUGGGGCACAGCCUGGCCGAGGACAAGUCCCACUCAUCUCAUUUUGCCACUGGGACUGAGACGAGGCAGGACACUGCACUGGGACCAUCCCUGCUGUGCACUGGCAGAAACACCCCACAACAUAAAGCAGCAUCCUGGAGAUGGGAUGGACUGGGAGAUGGCCAUGAAGACCAGCAGCCCGGGUCCUGUUUGGGGGCCCUGCAGCCCAUCUCCAGGUUAUGGCUGGGGGCCAAGGCGUGGGCAGGCAGCAUCCUUCCUGCCUGCAGCUCUGGGCAGGGCAUUUGUCUGACAUCACCUGCCUAGGCCCGGUCCUCGAAGGGCAGAGGUGCAGGUGACCCAGCAGCCACCCGCAUCCCCUGCUCCCUUGCUGCCCCUGCCUGCUUGCGUUAUUUAGCCCUCCGUAGGGCUGGUCUUCCUCCAAGCACUUUAUACGCCUUAACUACUGCCGGGCUGCCCCAGCGGGAGGUCCUCUGCUGUGCAGAUGUGCUCCCAUCACCUUUCUGUGCCCUCGACUUGCUCCUGCUGCUGGGUCUGACUCGGGUUUGUUUUGCCUGGAGAAGCACUAACCCUCUCUACGCUCCCCGCCGCCACGCAGUGCCUGUGCUAGGGCGGCAUCCUCCUUUUGAGCAGGUACUGCAGGUUCUUAAUAAAUCUUUUUACCAGGAAGCAGA
Messenger RNA from Grus americana (Whooping crane), 2334 nucleotides. RefSeq names its product ganglioside GM2 activator (gene GM2A). Gene Ontology annotation, molecular function: lipid carrier activity; enzyme activator activity. The coding region runs from base 244 to 852 and encodes 202 amino acids. Gene Ontology annotation, biological process: ganglioside catabolic process; lipid transport. NCBI's taxonomy places the organism in Eukaryota, Metazoa, Chordata, Aves, Gruiformes, Gruidae. Gene Ontology annotation, cellular component: cytoplasmic side of plasma membrane. The transcript has 4 exons. The record is from RefSeq and is a predicted model, not a curated record.